Messenger RNA from Sphaeroforma arctica JP610, 332 nucleotides. RefSeq lists its product as hypothetical. The record is from RefSeq and is a predicted model, not a curated record. The annotation marks the transcript as partial. The transcript has 2 exons. Lineage: Eukaryota; Ichthyosporea; Ichthyophonida.
GCUUUUGAACGGCUGCGUUGCCGAGUCGUUGACUUCGAGGUCUACGCUCCCAUCGCAAUUGAUAUCGCUGAUCACGUCAGAGAGCUUGAUUUCGAGAAGGACCUUUUCACCAUGGACAACUCGACCAGCACAGACAUUAAGGAGUGCGAGCGUAAGCUGGCGGCGUUCUUGAACGAGCUCAGCAUGGAGCCCUUUGAUAUGACCAAGCCACUGUGGACCAUCUAUCUGCUGAAGAAUUAUUCACAGGGGAGAUCAGUGCUAGUGUUUAAGGUAAGUACUCUUAUUAUGGGGCCCAUCUGUGGGUCUUAAUGUUCUUAUUAUGGGGCCCAUAU